Dipodomys spectabilis (banner-tailed kangaroo rat) is the source of this 4843-nucleotide messenger RNA. It is a transcript of the gene Gli3, whose product is annotated as GLI family zinc finger 3. Bases 1 to 4803 code for a protein of 1600 amino acids. Gene Ontology annotation, molecular function: RNA polymerase II cis-regulatory region sequence-specific DNA binding; DNA-binding transcription factor activity, RNA polymerase II-specific. The record is from RefSeq and is a predicted model, not a curated record. The transcript is spliced from 14 exons. Gene Ontology annotation, cellular component: nucleus. Lineage: Eukaryota; Metazoa; Chordata; Mammalia; Rodentia; Heteromyidae. Gene Ontology annotation, biological process: regulation of transcription by RNA polymerase II; smoothened signaling pathway.
AUGGAGACCCAGUCCCACAGCUCCGUGACUCCUGAGAAGAAGAAAGCGGAGAAUUCUAUCGUGAAAUGCUCCACCAGGACAGAUGUCAGCGAGAAAGCCGUGGCCUCCAGUACCACUUCCAAUGAGGAUGAAAAUCCUGGACAGAUCUAUCAUCAUCACCACCAUCACCAUCAUCAUCAUCGAGAGAGAAGAAACGCAAUCACAAUGCAGCCUCAAAGUGAGCAGGGGCUCGGCAAACUCAGUGAGGAGCCAUCGACAUCCAGCGAUGAGAGAGCUUCGUUGAUCAAGAAGGAGAUCCAUGGGUCUCUGCCACACCUGGCUGAGCCCUCUGUCCCUUACCGUGGGACUGUGUUUGCUAUGGACCCCAGGAAUGGCUAUGUGGAACCUCAUUACCACCCUCCUCAUCUUUUCCCUGCCUUCCAUCCUCCUGUUCCCAUUGAUGCCAGACAUCAUGAGGGCCGGUACCACUACGAUCCAUCUCCUAUUCCUCCAUUGCAUGUGCCUUCUGCCUUAUCGAGUAGCCCCACGUACUCGGACCUGCCCUUCAUUAGGAUCUCCCCGCACCGGAACCCUGCUGCUGCUUCAGAGUCUCCCUUCAGCCCCCCUCACCCCUACAUCAACCCAUACAUGGACUACAUCCGCUCCCUGCACAGCAGCCCGACCCUGUCUAUGAUCUCUGCUGCUCGAGGGCUGAGCCCUACCGAUGCCCCGCAUGCUGGAGUGAGUCCUGCAGAAUACUAUCACCAGAUGGCCCUGCUGACUGGCCAGCGCAGUCCCUAUGCAGACAUCCUCCCCUCGGCCGCUACUGCUGGGGCAGGUACUAUCCACAUGGAGUACCUUCAUGCCUUAGAUGGUGCCAGGUUCCCCAGCCCCAGGCUGUCAGCCAGGCCCAGUCGGAAACGCACGCUGUCCAUAUCUCCGCUGUCUGAUCAUAGCUUUGACCUUCAGACCAUGAUAAGGACGUCUCCCAACUCCUUGGUCACAAUUCUAAAUAAUUCCCGAAGCAGCUCUUCAGCAAGCGGCUCCUACGGUCACUUAUCUGCAAGUGCAAUCAGCCCUGCCUUGAGCUUCACCUAUCCAUCCGCACCUGUCUCUCUUCACAUGCAUCAGCAGAUUCUAAGCCGACAGCAGAGCCUGGGCUCUGCCUUUGGCCAUAGCCCUCCACUCAUCCACCCUGCCCCUACGUUCCCCACACAGCGGCCUGUUCCAGGAAUCCCUACGGUCCUGAACCCAGUCCAGGUUAGCUCCGGCCCUUCUGAGUCCUCACAGAACAAGCCCACAAGUGAGUCUGCGGUGAGCAGCACUGGUGACCCCCUGCAUAAUAAACGCUCCAAGAUCAAGCCAGAUGAAGACCUCCCCAGUCCAGGAGGACGCGGGCAGCAGGAGCAACCAGAAGGAACAACUCUUGUCAAGGAGGAAGGGGACAGAGAUGAGAGCAAGCAGGAGCCUGAAGUCAUCUACGAGACGAACUGCCACUGGGAGGGCUGCGCCCGGGAGUUCGACACUCAGGACCAGCUGGUGCACCAUAUCAAUAAUGACCACAUUCACGGGGAGAAGAAGGAGUUUGUAUGUCGCUGGCUUGAUUGCUCCAGGGAGCAGAAGCCCUUCAAAGCCCAGUACAUGUUGGUCGUACAUAUGAGAAGACACACGGGAGAGAAGCCUCACAAAUGCACUUUUGAAGGUUGCACAAAGGCCUACUCGAGACUAGAAAACUUGAAAACACACUUGAGAUCUCACACUGGAGAGAAACCGUAUGUCUGCGAACACGAAGGCUGCAAUAAAGCUUUCUCCAAUGCCUCUGACCGAGCCAAGCACCAGAACAGAACACAUUCCAAUGAGAAACCGUACGUGUGCAAAAUCCCAGGAUGUACGAAGCGCUACACAGACCCCAGCUCCCUCCGCAAACAUGUGAAGACGGUGCAUGGCCCUGAGGCUCAUGUCACCAAGAAGCAGCGUGGGGACAUGCACCCCCGGCCCCCACCCCCCAGAGACCCCGGCAGCCACUCCCAGGCCAGGUCCCCCGGCCGGCCUGCCCCCGGGGCCCUGGGGGAGCAGACGGAGCUGGGCAUCGCUACCUCAAAGCGGGAAGAGGGUCUCCAGGUGAAGACUGUCAAAGCUGAGAAGCCCAUGACAUCUCAGCCAAGCCCUGGUGGUCAGUCUUCAUGCAGCAGCCAGCAGUCCCCCGUCUGCAACUAUCCCCUCAGUGGGCUCGAGCUUCCUCUGACCGACGGAGGCGGUGUAGCUGACCUCAGUAACCUGGACGAACCCCCGAUCAUGGACGCCACCAUUACCACGGCCACCACUGCCCUGGCGUUGCAAGCCAGGAGAAACCCAGCAGGGACCAAAUGGAUGGAGCACGUAAAACUAGAAAGGCUGAAGCAAGUGAAUGGAAUGCUUCCACGACUGAACCCCGUCCCGCCGCCCAGAGGCCCUGCGGUCUCUCCUCUCACAGGAAAUGGCACACAGUCCAGUACCACCUGCACUUCGGGCGGGCCGGUGACUCUGCUCCCGGCCCGGAGCGACCUCUCCGGGGUGGACCUCACCAUGCUGAGCCUGGUCAGCAGGAGGGACAGCAGUGCCAGCACGGUCAGCUCGGCCUACCUGAGCAGCCGCCGCUCCUCGGGCAUCUCCCCCUGCUUCUCCAGCCGCCGCUCCAGCGAGGCGUCCCAGGCCGAGGCCCGGCCCCAGAACGUCAGCGUGGCCGAUUCCUACGACCCCAUUUCCACCGAUGCCUCGCGGAGGUCCAGCGAGGCCAGCCAGGGCGACGGGCUGCCCAGCCUGCUCAGCCUCACCCCGGCGCAGCAGUACCGUCUCAAGGCCAAGUACGCGGCGGCCACGGGCGGCCCGCCGCCCACGCCCCUGCCGCACAUGGAGCGGCUGAGCCUGAAGACCAGGCUGGCCCUGCUCGGGGACGGCCGGGAGCCGGCCGCGGCCCUACCCCCGGUGCCGCCUCCCCGCCGGUGCAGCGACGGAGGGGGCCACGGGUACGGCCGCCGCCUGCUCCUCCCGGACGGGCUGGGCAAUGGCGUCCGGAGGGCCAGCGACCCGGUGCGGACCGGCUCGGAGGGCCUGGCUCUGCCGCGCGCCGCCGCCGCCGUGCCGCGCGUCGGCAGCCUGCACGGCCUGGGCGCUCCGCCUCCCCUGGGCGGCCUCCACCCGGCCCCCGCCGGGGACAAGCGCACGCUGGUGCUGCAGAAUUACACGCGCCCCGAGGGCGGCCCGCCGCGCCACUUCCCCGCGUCCCCCUGCCCGCCCAGCAUCUCCGAGAACGUCGCCCUGGAGUCCCUGGCCGUGGGCGCCGACGGCGAUCUGCACGAGGAGGAUUUCCUGCCCGACGACGUGGUGCAGUAUCUCAACGCCCAGAACCAAGCCGGCUGCGGCCAGCACUUCCCGGGCGCGGCCCCCGACGACAGCAAAGCGCCCCAGGGGCCUGGCGACUUCGACCUGCCCGGGCUGCCCGACAGCCACCCGAGCCAGCAGUUCCGGCCCCUGGAGCAGCACUGCGGCGGCGGCGAAGGCCGCAAGUCAGACUUGCCGAUCCAGUGGAACGAGGUCAGCUCGGGGAGCGCCGACCUGUCCUCCUCCAAGCCCAAGGGCGGCCCGAGGCCAGCAGGGACGCAGGCCCGGGCCCUGGGCGCCUACGGCGGCAUGGUGCUCCAAGCGCAGGGCCCGUGGAGGGCCGGGGGCUGUCCAGGCCUCGGGGAAAGCGGCGGUGCCUACGCGGGCCCCGAGCCCCUGGCCAUCCACGGUGACCUGGGAGCCGGCCCGGGCGGCAGCGCCCUCCUCGACCAGCCGUACAAGGCCCCGCGCUACGGGAGCUGCCUGGCUGGGCAGCCAGCGACCCCGGGAGCCCCGGACGGUGCACCCUGCGGUGCUCAGAUUCAAGGGUCCAAGCUGAAAGGUACCACCGCCAUGCCAGGAAAUGGGGUUCCUCUGGAUUUGGGCCUGAUAAUGGCAGCCAAUGAGACAGCCGUCGGCACAGAGAUUAACCUGCAGACCCCAGAUCCGAGGGGCCAAGGCUACCCCGCUCAUCCGCUCCUGGGCGACAGCCUGCAUCGCCAGGGAGCAGGCCGGCCCGGCCCGCAGAGGCCCGCGCCACCCGGUGCUACCUCAUACACCAGUGUCUACCCGGGACCCGGGAGCAGCCUGCAGGGGACUCUGAGCAUUGGCAGCCACCCCACAAGCUCCACGGCCGUCAGGGGCUACCCACAGCCGUGUGCCAGCUACGGGGGCAGCAGGCGUCAGGCUGUGCCCAGGGGUGGCCUGGCCCUGCAGCAGGGACAGCUGAGUGAGACGAGUCAGAUCUGCAGGGUGAAUGGCAUCAAGAUGGAGACACACGGGCCACCCCAACCACUGUGUUCUAACACGCAGAAUUACUCUGGUCAGUUUUAUGACCAAACCUUGGGCUUCGGUCAGCAAGACACAAAAGCUGAUUCAUUCUCCAUGGCAGAGGCCAACUGCCUGCUCCAGGGAGCCCACAUGGAAAACUCGGAGUUACUCUCACCAGGUGCUAACCAGGUGACCAGCACGGUUGAUGGCCUGGACAGCCACGACCUGGAAGGGGUGCAGAUUGAUUUCCAUGCCAUCAUUGAUGACGGGGACCAUGCCAGCCUGAUGUCAGGGGCCCUGAGCCCAAGUAUUAUGCAGAACCUUUCCCAUAGCUCCUCACGACUCACCACGCCACAAGCCCCCCUCCCCUUCCCAGCCCUGUCUCUGAGCACAACCAACAUGGCAAUCGGGGACAUGAAUUCCCUGCUCACCUCCCUGGCAGAAGAAACCAAAUUCCUUGCUGCAAUGCAAUAGGCAUUUGUCAAGAAAGACUGCAGACAUAGGAUUAUAGGAG